Molecule: messenger RNA, 5910 nt
Organism: Haliaeetus leucocephalus (bald eagle)
Lineage: Eukaryota; Metazoa; Chordata; Aves; Accipitriformes; Accipitridae
Gene: GARRE1
Product: KIAA0355 ortholog
Exons: 13
Coding region: 513-3689 (1058 amino acids)
Biological process (GO): Rac protein signal transduction
Molecular function (GO): CCR4-NOT complex binding
Source: RefSeq, a predicted model, not a curated record
GGAAGCAGCCUCUGCACUGCUUUUAUAAUCGCUGUUGAUCAGUGGUUUGCUCCACUUUUCCUGAUAUUACUAAUGGGAAAAUUGUAUUAAGGUAUUGCUUCUAAAACUAUUAUUUGCAUUGACAAAAAUAACUUUUGUGGACUUAACAGCAAGUGACAAUAAAAUGCUCGUGAAGGAAUCAUAGGUGAUAACUUCUCUGCUCCAGCAUUGCUUUUCUGUGUGCAGAGUGGAAUACCAAGCGAGACAGAGCAUUAUUAAGAUACUUGGGCUUGUUUUUUGAGUACAGCUUAUAACUGCAGCAGGGCUGCACUGAACACUUAAAAUACGAAGUCAGCAAAUCUGCUGCCUUUCUCACUGCUGAUACAGAUUAUACAGACGCUUGCCUUUUUGAAAUGCCUUUUGUGAAACCUAUGUACACAGUCCUCCACUGUUACUGUACAUAACUAUAUAUUUGAGGAAGGAAUUUGACAAGUGAUUGUUAAUUCAAGAAAUCUUUGGACAAGCACUCACUUAUGUAUUGCUGUAGUGCACAAGAAAGCAAAAUGGACUAUAAGCGGCGCUUUUUGCUUGGCGGGUCCAAGCAAAAAGUGCAGCAACACCAGCAGUAUCAAAUGCCUGAGCUAGGCAGGACCCUGAGCGCACCGCUGGCAUCUACAACCCCAGCAUCCCCUUUGGUCUCCUCAGCUGCUGCGGGCAGCUGCAACCACCCUGUGUCCCAUACUACUCCGAUCGCAGACAUCCAGCAGGGAAUCUCCAAGUAUCUGGAUGCACUCAACGUGUUUUGCCGUACAAGCACUUUCCUUACAGACCUUUUCAGCAGUGUAUUUAGGAACUCACACUAUUCUAAGGCAGCUAUGCAACUGAAAGACGUGCAGGAACAUGUCAUGGAAGCAGCGAGUCGACUCACAGCAGCAAUAAAACCAGAAAUAGCAAAAAUGCUGAUGGAACUGAGUGCAGGAGCUGCAAACUUUAAAGAUCAAAAAGAGUUCAGCCUACAAGACAUUGAGGUACUUGGGCGAUGUUUCUUGACGGUGAUGCAGGUCCACUUUCAGUUCCUGUCACAAGCUUUGCAGAAGGUCCAGCCAGUGGCACACUCUUGCUUUGCUGAAGCUGUAGCUCAGGAGAGAAAGAACGUUAGUGGGGCUGGAGCCUCAAACUUAAGCCCCACAAAUGAGCUAGAAGAUGCAGUAAGAUCAUGGAGAGGAGCAGCAGAGGCCACAUCUCGACUGCGAGAAAGAGGCUGUGAUGGAUGUUUGGCAGGAAUUGAAGUUCAGCAACUUUUCUGCUCACAGAGUGUGGCAAUCCCUGAACAUCAGCUCAAAGAGCUAAACAUGAAAAUUGACAGUGCUUUGCAGGCUUACAAAGUGGCUUUGGAGAGUUUAGGCCAUUGUGAAUAUGCAAUGAAGGCUGGCUUCCACUUGAACCCGAAAGCUAUUGAAGCAAGUCUUCAGGGCUGUUGCAGUGAAGCUGAAGCCCAGCAAACAGGAAGGAGACAGACUCCACCUCAGCCAAUUCAGUGUGAACUGCCCACUGUACCUGUUCAGAUAGGAUCGCAUUUUCUGAAAGGAAUAUCCUUUAAUGAGUCUGCAGCAGAAAACCUGAAGCUGAAGACGCACACAAUGCUGCAGUUGAUUAAGGAAGCUGGAUGCCAUAAUGGACUUACACCACGGGAUGACUCUCCUGUUACUGAAGUACUAAAUCAGGUUUGCCCUUCCACUUGGCGAGGAGCCUGCAAAACUGCUGUACAAUUGUUAUUUGGCCAAGCUGGACUGGUGGUUGUGGACACCGCACAGAUUGAAAAUAAAGAAGCCUAUGCUCCUCAGAUAAGUUUAGAAGGAUCCAGAAUUGUGGUGCAAGUUCCAUCAACUUGGUGUCUGAAAGAAGAUCCAGCAACAAUGUCUUUGCUACAGAGGAGUCUGGAUCCAGAGAAGACUUUGGGACUAGUCGAUGUGCUCUAUACUGCUGUGUUUGACAUACACAGGUGGAAGGAAGGAAGGGAGCAAGCUUUGCCUUGUAUUCAGAUCCAGUUACAGCGUGAAAUCUCAGACUUUGGGAAUCAAGUUGACAUGCCAUCCGGAAAUGGAAGCAAGUCUUCAGGUGGUCUACAAAAGACAUUCUCAAAACUGACUUCACGGUUUACAAAAAAAACUUCCUGCACCAGUACAAGUAAUACUGGAAAUUAUUCAAUCCCCAAUACACCUUCCAAAAAUGUCUUCAUAAGUUCCAACUCAGAGGAGAAAGCUAAAAUGCCCACUAACAUAGAUGCGCGGUUACAAAGCAUUUUGAACAUUGGUAAUUUUCCUAGGACUGCAGAUCCACUGCAGUCAAUUCAGAGCACAAACAAUCAGCUAGUGAAUGGGUUUCUAGUUGAAAGACAGGACAACUUCUUCAAACCGGAUGACACCAAGGAUGACAAAGGUAUGAAUUUACCAACUGACCAAGAAAUGCAGGAUGUUAUAGAUUUCUUGUCUGGUUUUAACAUGGGCAAAUCCCAGCAGACUUCUCCGAUGGUGAAAAGGAGGAACUCUGUUGCAUCCUCGACAGCAACAGAGCAAAAAUCAGGAACAGUACAACAGCAACCGCAAUCUGUCUCUCUUACACCACUGCAUCCCUCUCAGCAGGGCUUGUCACAGCAACAACAGUCACAAAAGCAACAGCAGCAGCAAAUGCAGUAUUACCAACACUUGCUUCAACCUAUUGGACCACAGCAACGUGUACCUGCCAAAUGGCUGACUAACUCUUCACAGCAGCCAGCCCAAGCUGUUGGAGCUGGAUUGUCUCAUUUAAACCAGUGGAACAAUCCUGGUUUUUCCGAUUUAAGCUCUGAUUUGUACAGCUUGGGUCUUGUGAGCAGCUAUAUGGACAAUAUGAUGUCAGAGAUGUUAGGACAGAAACCACAAGGACCUAGGAACAACACAUGGCCAAAUCGUGACCAAACUGAUGGAGUGUUUGGGAUGUUGGGAGAAAUCCUGCCUUUUGACCCUGCAGUUGGUUCAGAUCCAGAAUUUGCCCGCUAUGUUGCUGGGGUCAACCAGGCUAUGCAACAAAAAAGGCAAGCACAGCAUGUCCGUCGUCCAAGCAACACACGUAGCAACUGGCCUCUUCCUGAUGAUCCUCAUAAAACCUGGCCCUUUCCUGAGUAUUUCACAGAAGGUGAUGUGACAAAUAGCUGGUCUGGUACUCAAGGAGACUCUGCCAGCUCAAGUGACGAGACCUCCUCAGCUAAUGGAGACAGUUUGUUCUCCAUGUUCUCAGGGCCAGACCUUGUUGCUGCUGUAAAGCAGAGAAGAAAACACAGUAGUGGCGAACAGGAACCUAGUACGUUACCAUCACCACCUCUUCUUUCUGCAGCAGAUGACCGUAAUCAGGAUAAUAAAACCAAAACCUGGCCUCCAAAGGCACCCUGGCAGCAUACGUCCUCUGUCACGAACACGCUACCCAGUCAGAGUACAUCUUUGUAUCCUAUGAGCAGCCCUGUCAGCCAGUGGAGCGACACGAUGCAGAUCCUCCAGUCCCCCAUGUGGGCAGCAGCCAACGACUGUGCUUCAGCAGCAGGAAUUUCCUCUAACUUUGCCUAUGCGCAGCAGCAGCAAUCACAACAGGCCUCCCAGCACAAACAGAUGAAUAAGGGCUUUAAAUCUUUUCCAGUAAAGCACGAACGCAGACCAUCUUACCUGCAUCAGUACUAAUCGCUUUUCAUAUUGGAAAAUACAGCACAGGGCCGAACAUAAAUUACAUAUACUUUGUUUCACAAUUGUGUAUUGGCUAUGUCCUGUUUAUCUCAUUAAAUAUGGAAUUGAGGGGAUUUGGGUGAGAUAGACAACUCUUGAAUUCUGAUUUACAGUGCUGAGCAAAUAUGGCCAAUAUGUUUGUUUGAUGUACAUGAAACAGCCCAAAACUGUGAUGUAGAAAUGCUUUUAAAAAUGUGUAUAUUGCCUUUACUUUCAAAACCUUUUUUUUUUUAAAAGAACUGCUGAAGGACUACCAUACAAGAAACACUGUAUUUUAUAGCUAUUUUUCAUAUAGAUUUAUAGUUAAACAUCUUACUGAAACACAUUGAAUAUGUUGAAGCAAAUAUAUAGUGGUCACUUUGCUCAACACUGUUUGUGUUUAAAUUUAUAACAGACAAGCUGUAAAGUCUUUGUAUUCUCCAUAAACGGCCUGUGGGCAGCUUCUUUUUAAAUGAAGUGCAGCAGCAGCUUUUUGUGUGCCACACAAGUGCGUUCAUUAUGAAACUGCUGCAGAAACAGUUGCAAAAUUGAGUUUUGUGGUAGUUUCCUUACUCUAAGUAAAGAACAGCAGAACCACUCAAACUUGUGUCACAAAUGUUACCUGAGCUGCUUAAAGUAGAUGGCAUCUGUGUGGAUAAUAUGACACUGGUUUUCAAAUAAAUACACCAUUUCUUACUGCUUCAUUUGGCCAAAGGCAUUAUCCACACAGUGCUCCUUAAGUGUGUGAAAGUAUAGCCUAAAAGACUACUUGCAUAUAUUUAAAGUCUUAUUUCAGAUGCUACAGUUGAUUAAAAAUUGUGAGCUGGCUCAGAAGAUACUAAACUGAAAUGUGGGGUAGCAGUUAGUUAAAAGAACAUUAUUUUUUUUAAAAGGAUAAAGUAAUUAUUUGCAGUCAAUAUGUGCCAUUAAGUGAACCUGUGGAAUUAGGAAUAAUCUUCCAACCAAAGUGGAUCCGGGAGAGUGAUUGGUGCUUAAAAAUUGAAGAACAAUGGUAAAUAUAUGUAUAGCUAUCCCACUGUAUAUUAAUUGAGAUUACAGAAGAUUCUUUAUAUAGUUAGAGCUUAUUUAAAUUUUCAUAUUUCAUCUUUGAAAGAGUCUAAAAACCACAAUAUUUUCUGGUAUAAGAGUUUUGACAGUAUUAAUCUUAUUUUUGUAUUUUUCUUAAGUCAUAUCAUUCUAAUAUGUUAACUACUAGUAAAAUGAGUUAUUAGUUCUAACUACAUAAUUUUUCAAUGAAGAUAAAGCACAUUUGUUGUUUUUGUUUUUACAAACUAAGUACAUCUAUAUCUAAAGAUACCAAAAAAUAAAUACAUUAUAUAUAUAAAUAAAAAAUAUACACAACACUAAAACUAUUAAACAUUUGGGUAUUUAAAACCCAUCCACCUUUUUUGUUUGUAUGGUGACGGGCCAUAUUUGCAGGCCCAGAUUGUUACCUUUUGUGCUGUUUGAGGAUGCCAAUGUUGCCUGUAUUUAUGAUAUUGUCACCAUGUUUUCUGAAACUUCAUACUUACCAUGUUUACAGAGAUUUGUUUGCUGUACAUAGACUUUUUACAGUAAUGUGCUUUGCACAAUCAGUGUGGCUUCUGUCUGUAAAUUGUUAAUGGUCUGUACUACUAUAAUUUUGAAAACCCUCUGCUGAAAAUGUUGGUGGUUAUUUAACUUGAUGAAUGGUUUUGAGUUUCCUAAAUCUUGUCAUUUAGAUCUAAUAUUAAAUCCUAAAUUUGGUUGUACUUACUGGUUAUUCAUACUAAGACCAACAUAGAAGUUAAUGAAAACACUUAAUUUUGAACUUUUUCUAACAAGUGCCAAAAUUAUUGCUAUAGUUUUUGCAGUUAAUUCAUAAUUACAAAUGCUGGCAAGUUUCUGGACCUACAUAAGUGAAUUGUGAAAUCAAAGAAAGUUUGUCUGCAUUUUGACCACGUAGGUGCUACUCUGUCCUUUGCUUCCGAUUGUUCUGAACACUGGUAAUUUUAAGAAUUGUUGCACUUGGCAAAUGAGUCUUGCCAUUAAACUUCACUUACACUGCCAAGUGCAAGGGUUUGGUGCUUAGUUAACUUACCCUUAUUGCAGUGCUUCUUGUGAAUAGCUAAUGCUUCUGAACUGGAACUGUACAUUUUGUAUUUUAAAGCUUCUGUAAAAUUAAACUAUUUGCUUUAUUAAAGAUAUACAUUUAAUAGGU